CAAACAACAUGCGGCCUCGUGUUUUUCGUUCUCUCGUGCGUGUACUGCGUUUUUGAACCACUCAAGUAUAGAGAAUCUUUCCAUAAAACGUGUAUAAAAUGCUGGAAAAAGUAGAGCAGCAAGUGGAGACUGUAGACAUGAUGGAAGAGGAGGAGUACGAUCCGACCGUACACAACGCGCUGGUCGACAAAAUCCACGCGAUCAGCGGAGCGCACCACAUCCGCGAUAUAACGCGCACCGAACCUUCGGCCAAGGUGUCGGAGUUUGGUUUGUCCAAAAAGCAGGAAGAUGCGGUCCGGUUGGCAGAUUUGCGAAAGUUUAUCAAGAAAACCAAAAAACACCCUACUGUUGUGCAACAGCUAAGCCGGUUGGCCGGUCGCAAGCCGCUAAAUCAACCACUGGAAAAAAUCAUCUCGGAAAAGAUCGAGCGGAAGGCUGGCUUCGUGAAGGUACAGCACGAGCUCUCGGCCUGGGAACCGGUCGUGACGGCUACGGAGAUCGCUCCGCAAACCGUGUUUCCGCUGCAGUACGGCAAUCUGGACGUGCUGAACGAGCCACCGAAGAAGGUCAGCGAGUAUCGCGUGAAAACGAAGCUCAUGGAAGCGAUGGAAGAGUUGGACCGCAAGUACGAUGGUGACACUGCGGCGAACGGUGAGAAUUCGGACGAUGAAAACGAUGGUCCGGACUACGCGAUGACGCUCGAGGAAAUGCGCCAGCAGCAGCGAGAACGGGCACGGCAAAAGAUUCGCGAAUCGUACCGCAUUGCUAAGGGACGUCGGAUGAACAAGAUUAAAAGUAAAACGUACCAUCGGUUGCUGAAGCGUGACAAGCUACGUCAGCAGAUGAAGGAGUUUGAGGAGCUGCGCGAGAAGGAUCCGGAGGCGGCCCUCGCCCAGCUCGACCGUAUCGAGAAGCAGCGGUUCGAGGAACGUGCCACGCUACGACACAAAAACACGGGCACCUGGGCAAAGAAUCUGCAAGUUCGCGCCAAGUACAAUAUGGACGUACGGAGAGAGCUGGCCGAUCAGCUGGCCAUCGGUCGUGAGCUAACGGCAAGAAGGUUGCAGGAAGACGGGAGCAGUUCGGAGUCCGACGUUGAACUUGAGGUCGUUACGGCGGAGCGCGAGAAUCCCUGGACGCAGCAGCAGCAGCAGCAGCAACCGAAGGGUGAAUAUGAACAGGCGGCAAAUCAGCAGAAAUCGCUCACCAGUGGUUACCGGAAGUACUGGGAGGAACGUAAUCGUGUGCAAAAUGCAAAGAAUCAAUUGCAGGCCGACAAUGAGGAGCAACAAGAGGAAAGCUCGGAUAACGAUGAGGAGGACGGUACGAUUGAAGAGUUCAAAAAGAAGCUUGAAACAAGUGGUACUAAAAAGCAGAACAAAAAGAACAAAAAACAGAAAGUCGCUUCGACGAGUAACGGAUGGGAGGUAGAGGAUGCCGAGGAUGGCGAAGAACCGAGCGAGGAAGAUGAUGAUACAGAUGAUGAACCGGGGACGGCGAAGAAACGAAAAGCGAAGCUAUCCUCUGUCGAGGAUCUGUUUGACGAAGCGGAGCAAAUGAUCGUAGGUGCAAUUAAGGGAAAGCUGAAGCGAGUGAGAACCAAAGUCGCGGGUGUCGAGAACAGCAGGAAAACGACUAAACCUGCUCCGAAACAGAAGCAAUCACGCGCUAAAGCGACUGAUAGUGGGUUAGCUUUCAAAAAGAAACCACGGCUGGCCGAUGCUGACAUUGAGCUGAACGAAUCGGCCCGUGGAGUUGAGAAGCAGGAUCCUGUUAAGCCAUUCGUCGUUUCAGCUCUCAAUGGCACUCCAGCACUUCCCACGGCUGCGGCCGAUAUUAACCCGAAGCAGGUGGUACAGAUGAAACCGAAGCAUUUGCUCACCGCCCUCCCGGACGCGGUGGCCACCGGUGAGCUAUCGGGCGAUGAAGAUCCCGAAGAGACCGGUGCCAAUCGUCAGCGUCUAACGAUCGCAGAAGCGUUCGAAGAUGAUGACAUCGUGGCGGACUUUGUGAAGGAGAAACAGGACGAACGAGAUAAGAACAUGCCACAGGAGAUCGACAAUACGCUGCCCGGCUGGGGCUCGUGGGCUGGACCGGGAGUGAAGAAGAAAAAGCGAGCGCAGAAGGUUCGCAAGAUCUUCAAACCACCGACCGAGUUGCCACGCCGUGACGAUAACAAGGAUCAAGUGAUCAUCAAUGAGGAUGGGAUGGUGAAUGAGAAGCUGAAGAAGCACCUGCUCAACGAGGUCCCGUUCCCGUUCGUGACGGUGAAGGACUUUGAGGCAUCACUGAGGGCACCGAUUGGCCGCUCGUUCAUCCCGGAAUCGGCUCACACGGCCAUGAUCGAACCGAGUGUCAUUACCAAGAAGGGUGUGGUCAUUGAACCGAUGAAGAAGGAAAUGCUGCUCCAGGAUCCGAACAAGGUGUUGCGCUUUGGCACGAAGAAGCUCAACGGUGCGACGGAAAAGUACCGUGAGUUUGCUGACAAGUUCGUGAACGGUAAGAAGUUAAGCGAGAAGGGAAACAAAGGUGGCCAGAAGGGUGGCAAGGGUGGUCAACAAGGUGAAAAAGGUAGCCACCGCGGUGGAAAAGGUGGCCAGCGGGGCAGAAAGGGUGGCCAACGUGGUGGAAAGAAGUGAAAUGUUGUUGAAAAUGGGAGAAUAUUGAUAUGAAUAAAAUCGUAUUCUAUUCUGAA
Molecule: messenger RNA, 2695 nt
Organism: Anopheles aquasalis
Lineage: Eukaryota; Metazoa; Arthropoda; Insecta; Diptera; Culicidae
Product: U3 small nucleolar RNA-associated protein 14 homolog A
Biological process (GO): rRNA processing
Cellular component (GO): nucleolus; small-subunit processome
Source: RefSeq, a predicted model, not a curated record